AUGGCUUGCCACAAGUUUGCCUCCAACGUCUGUGAGAAGGCGAUGAUCUUUGGUGACUCAGAUGGUCGCAAGGCGAUAAUCGAAGAACUGAUGGGACCGGCUUUGCGACCUGAUGGCCUGACACCAAUCGGGUUGCUCAUGAAGGAUCAAUACGGCAAUUAUGUUCUCCAGCGAGCGCUUGCAGUAGCGGAAGGCGAGCAGAAAGAGGCUCUCACCAAUGCUAUUCGUCCCCAACUGGCCACUAUGCGCAAAACAUGCUGCUUACAGCAAACAUCUUGCCUCUAUCGAACGGGAAUUGCGGAAACACGCGCCCAAGCCCGAUUGUGCAGAUGCUUUUACCCGUCAUCUGGGCCCUGGCUCUUUUUUCUGCUCGUGCUCGCUGUCAUCAAGCGUCCUUUCUACGAGAAGGACUACAAGAGCACUUCGGCUCUUAAUCGACAUCUUUCCAACUGCUCUUCGAAAGCCCAAGGCCAGCAAGAGAAUGUGCGGGCUGUCGUUGCCCAUGACGCGGAUUUGGCAGCUAUUCGGGAAGCAGAAGAGGCUGCUCAAGCCCAGAUACAAGCUCAAUGUGCGUGGCCGUUUUCGCUGUGGCCAAUUAACCGCAGGCCAUAUUUCGAGCGAGGCGGUGCGCUGGAUUCGCAGACGGGAGACCAGACAUUUACGGAUCGACUUUAUGGCGAAGAGGCGGGGCAAGAACUGUCUCAGCUGGAGAUUGAGCAACUCCAAGAAAACAGCGUCAAGAUGAACGCGCUCCUCUCGAUCUGCGUGGAGAGUUGGAGCGUUACCAGGCGCGGCUAA
Mycena indigotica is the source of this 798-nucleotide messenger RNA. Its product is annotated as PUM-HD domain-containing protein. Gene Ontology annotation, cellular component: cytoplasm. The transcript is spliced from 5 exons. The record is from RefSeq and is a predicted model, not a curated record. The coding region runs from base 1 to 798 and encodes 265 amino acids. NCBI's taxonomy places the organism in Eukaryota, Fungi, Basidiomycota, Agaricomycetes, Agaricales, Mycenaceae. Gene Ontology annotation, molecular function: mRNA 3'-UTR binding. Gene Ontology annotation, biological process: nuclear-transcribed mRNA catabolic process, deadenylation-dependent decay.